This is a messenger RNA of Dunckerocampus dactyliophorus (ringed pipefish), 6586 nucleotides long. Its product is annotated as G patch domain-containing protein 8. Lineage: Eukaryota; Metazoa; Chordata; Actinopteri; Syngnathiformes; Syngnathidae. The record is from RefSeq and is a predicted model, not a curated record. The coding region runs from base 453 to 4358 and encodes 1301 amino acids. The transcript has 4 exons. Gene Ontology annotation, cellular component: nucleus.
AAGAAUGUGAGCCACAUCAUCCUGCCGCGGAUCGGCUGGAGCCACGGCCAUAACUCCUGUGGAUGGAUUUACGUCUCCUCCACCUCCGCACACCGCUGGAUUGAAAACACACCACGGGCACAUUUGAAAUCUGCUGCCAAUCAAUACACAUCAACAAGAAGGAGAGGGGAGAAGAGGAGUGUCACACAUCCUCUUACAUCUUUCCAGAGCUGCCAAAGUGUCACCAAGCGGAGAGGAAGAAAGGAUGAGGGACACAGAGGGGGGGUGAGACAAAAACUGCAUGGAGGACUGUCUUCCCCUCGCUUAACGCGGCGCACUCACAUGCAUUUGGACUGCGCACACUUAAUAGUGAGUAGCGGCGAAGAGUGAGCCGUCCUCACCUGCGCCGACUUUUUUGGUUGUUGUCUUUUGGCGUACUCCGGGAGGCGACGCAGGAAAAGAGGCAGCCGUGCAUGGGCCCCAAGCCCCGAGAGUCCCUUGGGAUGGCGUGCGGUGCCUGUUACUACCUGGUGAUCAGCUCCACUCAUCUCAGCAAUGGACACUUUCGGCGCGUCAAGGGGGUCUUCAGGGGGCCACUGUGCACCACAGCAGCGUGUGAUUCGCCGGAGCGCGCUGAGCGGGCUGUGGGCUGUUCAGUGGAGGAUCUGAAGUCUCUUUUCUACUGCGAGCUGUGUGACAAGCAGUACCUGAGACACCAAGAAUUUGACAACCACAUCAACUCCUACGACCACGCGCACAAGCAGAGGCUGAAGGAACUCAAGCAGCGGGAGUUUGCUCGCAAUGUGGCCUCGAAGUCAUGGAAGGACCAACGCAAGCAGGAGAAAGCUCUCAGACGCCUGCACCAGCAAGCACAGCUGCAGCAGGAAAGCCAGCGAGUCCAAGGAAGGACAUUCGAGCUAAGAAGCGCUGUGAGGCUUGUUAGCCAACAGCAACAGCAGCAUCAAGACAGAGGCAUGGAGCACAAAGCCUACAGCCCUGUGGACAAAUGUGAACCCUUCAAACACACACAGAGGGCCCCAGCCAAACAAGGCAGUACAUCUCCACUGAGCCACCAGCGAGUAAAUCCAUGCCGGCCUCCCUCCCAAAUACCGCUGGCCGCUCCAGCAGAGUCUCCGCUAAUCACUCAUCCAGAGUCCAAUACAGAUUGUCCUGCAGUGAAUCAGCAGCCUCAUGCGAGCUGCCAGCUGCCUCUGGAGGGGCGGGGGCGAGCCGGAGGCAGGCGUGGGGUGUCCUUCUGUUUCUCGCGUAGGGGGCCUCGACUGGAGCCCUCCGCCUCUGUCUUCUCUGACCAGGAAGAGGAGGAGAGAGAGAGGAGGGAGCAAAUGAAACAGCGGAUAAAGACAAUUUUGGAGGAUUUAGACAGGGAAAUUGAUAGUGUUGGACAGAGCAAAAUGGGGGCUAAAGAAGACACUGAAAUGAGGGACAUGGUGAAAGAUAAUCAUAGCAGUGAUGAAGAAUGUGCAGAUAGGUGGACAAGGAUAAAGCAGGAAGCAGGAGUCGGUGUCGGUGUGCACAUGUCCGUCAUAGGUAAAGAUGGCUCCACCUGUGUUCCGUGGCCUGUCAGUUUACUUAACUUCACCAAGUCCCAGCCGUGCAUUUCUUACAGCUGCAACCCGAACAGCACAAAGCAAGUCCAAACACCAACAGCAGAAGAACAUACACAGAAUCAGCAUCAACCACGUGAUCCCCCAGAUGAAUCAAAUUCAUGUGAGUCUGCUGUUCUAACACCUGACACUCAUUACUGUUUAGAAAAAGAGGCAAGGCGUGCACACAGAGUGAAAGAAGCUGCAGAGAAUGUCAAAGAAGAAGAACACCUGUUUGUCAAGAACAAAAAGCUUUCAUCGUCAGGGGGAGGAUCAGAAGGAGCGUCACGCAUGCUAAGUAUAGAGCAUCGUGUGAAGGCGGCCUCCUUUCCGUUUGACCCCACUCAUAGUGACAGCUCUAACACAAACCCCCCGACUCCUCAGGGAGACAGAUUAGUAGGCGCAACAGGGAUCGGGGAGAGAGCCAUCACAGCCCUAAGCUGUAAAUUAGAAUCCGUCACCAAGCUUGGCACACACAGGAUAUGCAUCAGACCGUCCAGGUGUGAGAGCGGGAGUGUGACUAUGUCGGAGCGUGCCAACGCUCCUCAUGCUCAUGGUGGUAGCUCGCGCAAGAAGAGUAGAAGCAGCACAAAGAAGCUAGGAAAAAGAAAACGAGGUGAAAAGGCCACAAGUAGGCACCAAUCAAUAAGGUGUAAAGUGAGGAGUGUCGUCUCUGCGGUCUCCAAUAGCAGAAAUAGUGGAGCGGAGACUGGGGGGAGUUGCGGGGAGGAAAGAGAGGUGUGGUUGGGAAGAGGAGGAGUAUGGAGAGCUGGGAGCAGCUGUCUCCCAGGGAGAUCUGAGGCCGAACCAGUUUACGUCUCUGUCAGGAAGAGGAGGCCUCACAGGGGCCGCAGCUUGGCAUCCCAGCGCCUGGCAGGCGGAGAGCAUGGGGAACGCGGCCGCGCCUUCUCCCAGCUCGCCAGAUGCACGCCUGAUGCAGAGCGGGAGGCGUCUCUCCGGGGAUCUCGCUUACACUCUUUCUCCCCAGGAUGUAACUCAAAGCUGUUUUGGGAAUCAGGUCACCAUAGCAACCCCAGGAGUUUCAUUGACUGCAGUUACCCAGACAACAGCUGUGGUGGCAGCCCGGCGAGAAAGAGAAAAUUCCUCCGUGGGGACAGAAGAUUCAUUCACAGUAACCAAAAUAGUUGGAGGAGCUAUGAAGAGACAGACAAAGGGAGGCAGAUAGGUUCCAAAGACAGAGAUUUGUUCUCAGACUCAGAGCAAUGGGAGUGGAAUGGUGAGGAGUCUGGAUGGAGAUGGAGAAACAGGGCUUUAGGGUGGGAGUGGGGAAGUAGGGCCAGCCCAAGUCCUAGCAGCAGGCACACGACAGGCAAGAGAUUAAGCACGGAAGACAUGGAUUGGGAUAGGUGGACAUUGGGCAGCAGUGACAGCUGGGAAGACAGGCAGACACGCAGGUCCAUCUCAGGCUCCAGGACAGGAACUGACAGCAGAUGGAGCCCCAGCUGUAUGUGGGGGUCUUCCCGGUCCAACUUUAGGUACUUAUCUAGUCCGGAAUGGUGGACAAGCAGGCGUACGUACAGUCCUCCAAGGGAAUCCAGUCACAGUGUACGCUCCUGCAGCCCAUGUAGCAGCACCAGUGUUUCUGAGCUGAGCUGGGAGUGGAGCAAGAGCAGCACAUGCUCAGAUAUGACUUGCGGGAUGUCCUCGGUUGCAUCUGAGGUACCAAAGGAGGCAAAGACGCAGAGUAAUUCCAAAUCUCCAUCCCCUGAAUCUGCCCAAAACUCCUUAUCAGCUCGUAUCCCAGACCCCAACACCCGUCAUAUUGACAGUAAUAUGUCCCAGCUUGAAGAGACUAAACGUGGAUGUCCUGCUUCCAUGACAACCACAACCACCCCAUGCCAAAGUGAUCCUGUACCGCAGAAACCAAUUAGGGCUUUGCUUCUCCCCCUCAUUGGGAAACUCCCUGCAAUCCAAAGAAAGGCUCGAAGGAGAAAAGAACAGUUGGAGAGGAGUCAGGAGAAGGAUUGUGAGGACGAAUCAAAUCAGAAAUUGGAGGUUGGGCAUCCUUUUGGCUUGGCAAAACCAAGCAGUAUGCCAAAUAUGUGUGCAGUGGAGAUUAGGAAUGAGGACAAGGACACCGGUGGAGAGACCGCUACGCCAAUCAGCUUUACUGCCGAGGAGAUGGACAAGUAUCGUCUCUUGCAGGAGCAAGCUAGAGAGCACAUGCAGAAAGUUCUAGAACAAAGUGAAGAAAAGGCAGAGGUCCAUGUGAACUUGACAUGCGCCACACAGAUGGACGACAGUGGGACUUCAGAGGAGGGGUGCAUACCUGCAACCUCCUUCAAGUAUCCACAGAAUCAUUAUCACACAAUGCAAACAAGUCAGGUCCUCCAAGAGAGGCCCCUGCACAUGAAUCCACAGGAGGACUUGAUGCAGCCUAUAACUGUGGGUGUCCCAAACCUUCCCCACCUAGCACUAACUCCCCCUUUAUCCAGCCUCCAUAAUUUCAUUUUACAGCACGCCGCCUUCUCCACCGCAACCUCCUCUCCUGACAUCCACGCAGCUCAGCCUGGUCACCCCCUCAACCACCACAACCUCCCUCAUCACCUUCAACCUUCACCCUUCCCUCUCUCCUCCUUGUUUCCCUCCAUCCUUCUUGCCCACCACCCCAUCCCUCUCCUCCCUCCUCUUCCUCCUCCUCCAGCAGCCGCCUUCCCCGUAAACCCUCUCUCCACACUAGCCCUGCCACCGCUCAACCUGCAGCCUUUCAUGGACAGAAUGUGGCCACUGAGGUUCCAACAGAAAGCCUUGUGAUGUUCACUUUAAAUGUCUGUAGCAGCAAAGAGCAUGAUGUUGGUAUUGGGGCUAUGCUAUCAUUGAAUUAACACAAACAAACACACACACGUAGAGCCCACCUGUUGACUGUUUUCAAUUGGAAAUAUGUUUCAUUCAUUUAUCCCCCGCCUCAUCGCAGCCGACAGUGACACAAACUGACUUUGAUCAUUUGCUUUUUCCAUGAUUCUAGCUAAUAAAGAGAAAGGUGCACCUGCUAUUCAAGGACAAGCUGGGCUCGUGUCAUCCUUUCUCUUUUUUGUGACCAGCUGCCUUUUGAAGUAGAGCCUUCAUGCCUCUGAUGAAGAGGCGAGAGGGAAAAAACACUGCAAUAUUGCCUUUCCUGCCAGUGAUCUGGGUCACCUUUCAAGCAACAUAAAUAAAGUCUUCCAGUCGGCCAUGAUGACAUGAAGUACAGGAACUGCAACUCAACCGCGUUGCAUGAGAAUUUUGUAGGAUUCUGUACUAAAUUGCACUGUAGUUUGUAGAAAAGGUGGCAUUUUGAGGAGAUAUACCUGAAAAUUAAUGUGAUGAAAAUGUUACUAAACGCAAUUAGAAAUCACUUUAUUAUUUUGUUAAAAUAUAGCAUUUUCAAGUCAAAAUGUUCUCAUGUUUUACUUGUAAAAAAAAAUAAAAGGCAUGAUUAAAACUAAGCAUCGAGAGGAGCCAAAUGGGGUGGUUUGGGCAUCUGAUCAGAAUGCCUCCAGGACGCCUCCCUGGAGAGGUGUUCAGGGCACGUCCAGCCGUUAGGAGACCUCGGGGAAGACCCAGGACACGUUGGAGAGACUAUGUCUGUCAAUUGCUGAAGCUGGCUGAAGCUGGUAAGAGUGUGACAUUAUCCACAGUCAAACAAGUCUUGUUCCGACAAGGGCUAAAAGGUUGGCAGCAUUGUGUUGUGUGUUGUGUGUUGUUUUACUGCAGGAGGAACUGGUGCACUUCAUAAAACAGAUGGCAUCAUGACAAAAGACAGUGACAGUAAUGUUAUGACGACAGACGGAAGCAUAGUGUAGGGUCCGCACACAGUCACACAAGGUCUGACGCUCUUUACUAAUUGUAUUCUGACCUGAACACAUCAACAGCAGCAUUCCAAAACCAUAUAUGUAUCUCCAGCUCACAAAGUGGAUAUUCCUAUCACUCACUAACGUAACUCUUACUGCGGACGUACAAUAUGAUGCAUUUCAGUGUGCUCGGAAAGCUCAGAAAAUGCAUCUACUUGUACUAACAAGUGAAUUCAACAUAAAUUACUUGGUGUCUUUGAACGCAACUCUUCAAGGCUCAUAAUAACAUGGUUAAAGUGUGAUUCAAAUGUUGUGGUACUAUUAAAGAGACUAGUGUUAGCCAAAUAGAUUUUCCGACGUGUGAGUUGAAGUUCAGUGCAUUUGGAGCUGUUAAUACAUACAAAUGUUUAUGUAAUUGUGUCCUUUCCUUUAUCUUUUUGUUCAUAAAAUACAGUUAAAACGGGCAUAUUUCACAUAUAUAGUUGCAAAUGGUGAUUAAUCACGAUUAAUUUUAAAACUGAUUAAUUUGAUAAAAAAUUGUAAUUAUUUGACAGCACUAUGGCUCAUGUUUUUAUGAUCCCUUUAAAAGUUGAGUGUAUUCUAAUCACAACUUGCAAAAAAAAACCCAACAGCAAUUGGCUAUCAAUUACAUUUUCAAUAUGAGUGAAAUAAGAACUGUACAAUAAAAAAAAAAACAACAUAUUUCUUCGCUGAGGUAACAGUUGGGUCUGAGUGACAGGAAGAAAAGCUCUUGACACUCUCAGGGAAAACACCAAAAACAUAUCAAUUUGCAUGAAUAAAUCUCGACAUGCUGAAUAUAAGAAAAAAGUCUUCUUCAGACUGCUUUUGGGGGGAAAACGCAGUCAAUUUACUGUUACAUCAAAGGUUUAACGAUGGUGACAGUUUGAUACAGGACCAGGUUAUUUUUAUACUCAUUGUUUCAAAAUUCUAAUCCUAAUCCUAAAGUACCUAAUGCUGUGACCAGUGAGAGAAUCUCAGUCUGAUAUCCUAUUUGACCUUCUGUGUAUCGAUUGAAGACUAAAAUCUAACGCAACCUAUUCUGUUUCAUGACUUCACUCCACUGGUGGUACUCAACUAACACGUCUCACGAGAAUUAAAAAAAAAAAAAAAAAAACCUUACUGCAUCAUUGAUGACACAGUGAUUCGCUUCUCUCUCACAUCUCUUGCCAUGAACGUAUCAGUGGUGGUUAG